Molecule: messenger RNA, 258 nt
Organism: Eimeria mitis
Lineage: Eukaryota; Apicomplexa; Conoidasida; Eucoccidiorida; Eimeriidae
Exons: 1
Coding region: 1-258 (85 amino acids)
Source: RefSeq, a predicted model, not a curated record
AUGCAGGCCAGGACGGGGGCCCCUCCUGCUUCUUAUGCUGCUGCUGCUGCCCCGCUCAACCAGGGCCUUCAGCCUCUCCCAAGCCAAGUCCGAGCACUCCAGCGGGGUCUGCAGCAGCUUCCAAUACAGCUGCCGAAGCUGCGCAGCAGCAACAGCAGCAGCAACAGCAGCAGCAGCAGCAACAGUAGCAACGAUAGCAGCAGGAAAAGCAGCAGUAAACGACAGCAGCAGCCGCAGCAACAGCUGCGGGACGACUAG